AUGCUUUUUUUGCGCGUUUCAUUGCUGUUAUGGCUGUGCCAGACCGCGCUGGCGCAAUAUUCCAGCGAUGAUCUCAUGUCAUUCGUUACACUCCCCGAUAUUCGGGCAGUGAAAUUCAAUGUCCAAUACAAGAACCGCGAGCGCAUUAGCCCCGGUUACUGGUUCGUCGCUCCUUACCUACACAUUGGCCCCGAUCCACCGUCGACUUUGUACGAGCAAUAUCAGAUCGGUCCCCAUAUCUACGAUGGUGAAGGACGCCUCAUCUGGACUGGCUCGCAGCAGUUCGAGAACCGGAACGUCUUCGAUUUCAAAGUCGUCAACAGCCUCGGCCCUGACCCACACCUUUCGAUGGUCUUGCAAAACUCGUGGGAUUCGAAUGUAGACUCCGGGUAUGGGCUGAUCUUGACCAAUAAUUAUCAAGUCCAACGAAAGCUUCCUUUGCCGGAGGACCUCGGCGUUUUUGACAUCCACGAGUUCAAAAUCCAGGACGACGGUAAGACUGCGCUGGUCACGGUCUACCUUUCUCAUGAGAUUACCCUAGAGGAAUUCGGUCGUCCGAAAGAGACUACUUGGCUUGAGACCGGCGGGUAUGCUGAGAUCGAUCUGAACACCGCCGAGGUUAUCCAGUGGUGGGACUCUUUUGGUCGCAUUCCUUUGCCCGAGACUGUCCAUUACAACGCAUAUUCUCCAGUAGAGGCACACCCUGGCUGGGAUUAUGUGCAUAUCAACUCAGUUGACAAGAAUGAAAUUGGGGACUUCUUGAUCUCAUCACGGUUUACGAACACCAUCUACCUCAUCUCCUGCAUAGAUGGAAACAUCAUGUGGCGAUUGGGUGGGAUGUAUAGCGAUUUCGAGCAAGAUUUCACCUUUUCGAAGCAGCACGACGCAAAAUUCAUUGAGUCGAAUGGGACACACCAUAUUAUCUCGUUCUUGAACAACGCCUCGGACGAGGAAUUCAACGAGGAAAAUAUGUCAUCAUCCCUAUUUGUCGAGCUGGAUACCGGCGCGAGGCCCAUGACCGCCAAAGCCAUCCAGCGCUACAACCGGCCCGAUCACCAGCUCUCGAGACUCCGCGGCAAUACCCAGCUACUUCCGAAUGACAAUGUGUUCACCUGCUGGAGCAAAGAGGGCUAUAUUUCUGAACAUGGUGCCGAUGGAGAAGUAUUGAUGACCGCCAACUUCACCUCCUCGCGCUAUUCAUCCUACCGCGGGUACAAAUUCGAAUUCACCGGUCGCCCCGCCGCACCACCAGACAUGGUCGCGUCUGUCUACGGCACCGAUGAAACCAAUAUGGUGACCACGUUCUGGGUCAGCUGGAACGGCGCGACGGAUGUUGCAUGGUGGAACUUCUACGCGCAAGCCUCCGAAUUCCACAACCCUGUCUUUAUCGGCAAGACCCCCGAUCCGAUUUCGAAACCAUGUACAUUGCCCGCGGAUAUCUGGACUGGGUAUCUGCCGAGGCAGUAG
Molecule: messenger RNA, 1467 nt
Organism: Penicillium samsonianum
Lineage: Eukaryota; Fungi; Ascomycota; Eurotiomycetes; Eurotiales; Aspergillaceae
Exons: 3
Coding region: 1-1467 (488 amino acids)
Source: RefSeq, a predicted model, not a curated record